Messenger RNA from Kluyveromyces lactis, 1962 nucleotides. RefSeq lists its product as uncharacterized. NCBI's taxonomy places the organism in Eukaryota, Fungi, Ascomycota, Saccharomycetes, Saccharomycetales, Saccharomycetaceae. The record is from RefSeq and is a predicted model, not a curated record. The coding region runs from base 1 to 1962 and encodes 653 amino acids. The transcript has a single exon.
AUGAAACUCUCUUCUUUCGCUUUAAUUCAAUCUGCUACAUUGGGUUUCUUGGCUACCGCCAACGCUCAAAUUUUUUCAAACACCUCUUCUGUUGAACCAUCUUCAACUCCAACUUCUCCAGUCACUGGUCUUGAUGUUGCUGAUAUCAACAUUCUAAACGGCUGGACUGGUUCUAAGGACUCUUACGACCGUUACGCCCCAUUCAUCUUCACAAUUGACAUCGACGCCGCUGAAACCGGUUCAGUUUGGUUUGCUCCACCUGCAGAAUUCGGUGGUUUCCCAGAAUCCAUUGAAUUCGACUACGGUACUAUUACCAACGACGGUAACAACUUCACUGUUGAAUUUACCUCCGUUCCAGACAGCGGUGCUGCUACCAUCGAAUUCGUUGGUUCUUUGACUGCUGACGGUAUCGCUGGUAUUCCAAGCCCAGAUGUCGUCACAUUUACUUCUGACUCUUCUUCCGGUUCUUUCUCUGACAACAUUAACUUCCAAGCUUUACCAGAAACUGCCUCAUCAAACGUUGGUUUGAUUGGUGGUGACUUGUACUACUCCAUCAACGUUCCUGUUGCAGUCUUCGACGGUAGCUUAUCUGUAGCUUCCUCUUCUGAAGAUGGUUACUCUUUCGACGCAAGUUACUCUGCUGUCUACUUCGUCGGUACUGAUGCAUUCAACAAUGGUACUUUGACCGGUGCUGAUGGUGUCAAUGAAUCUGAGGAAUCCUCUGUCCUAGUUUCUUUCGAAGGUUCCAUCCCAGAUGGUCACGUUGCUGUCAGAGUCGUCUACAAGGCCAUCAUCUCUGGUUCCGCCGAAAGUUACUCUAACACCGCUGACUUGUCUCUACCAAGCUUGCCAGGUGCUCUAUCUAAGAGAGACACCACUAUCACUUUCACUUCCACCAUCUAUGUUACUGGUCCUUUGGCUGGUACCGUUGAAUCUUCUUCCUCUUCUGUUUCUUCUGAUGACACCGACUCUUCUAGCGAAACCUCUGCCACUGAAACAUCUGGCGAACCAUCUGCCACUGAAACAUCUGGUACUGAAUCAGGCUCAUCUGAACCAACCACUUCUGUUGCUACCGCCACCGUUACUGACUUGUCUACCACUGUCAUCACCACUUGCCCAACUUGUACCGGUUCUCACAAGACUACUGACGUCUACGUUUCCACUGUUACUGCUACUGUCAGUGGUAUUGUCACUGAAUACACUACCUACUGUCCAAUCAGUACCGUUUCUAAGGUUAAGAGUCACGAAGGUACCGUCGAAACUUGUACCGUUAACAUUCACGAAGUCACCAGCGGUGUUUACACUGUUAAGACCGAAUACAUUCCAAUUUCCAAGGGUACUACCGUUACUGACCUGUCUACCACUCUAGUCACCGUUUGCCCAACUUGUUCUGAAAAGACCGCUACUGGUACCACUGCCCCAGUUGCCCCAGGUACUACUGAGACCGGUUCCCCAGCUGCCUCAGGUACUACUGAGACCGGUUCCCCAGCUGCCCCAAGUACUACUGAGACCGGUGCCACCGCCGCUCCAGGUGCUACUGGUACCACUGCCCCAGUUGCCCCAGGUACUACUGAGACCGGUUCCCCAGCUGCCUCAGGUACUACUGAGACCGGUUCCCCAGCUGCCCCAAGUACUACUGAGACCGGUGCCACCGCCGCUCCAGGUGCUACUGAAACCACUACUGUUGAAGGUGAAACUGGUGUUACAACGAUUAAGAGUGUCACUGUUGUUACUGGUGCUACUGGUGCUACUGGUGUUACUACCGCUGUUGGUACUACUGGUGCUCCAGGUGCAGAAGGUGUUACCACUGCCGCUGGUACUGAAGCUGGUAAGCCAUCCAGCAGUAUCACAACUAUCAGAGUUUCCACUCAAUCCGGUGUUUCCACUUAUGAAGGUGCUGCUGCCAACGUGCAGGCCGGGUUGGUAACCAUCUUGAUGGCUAUCGCUGCUUUCGUCUUAUAA